AGCAUGCAACAAUACACAUUGAUUAAAAGUUCUGGUAUCGGCUGUAGGCGGAAAACACUCCCUUGCGAGGGUGUGAACAAUUGGACAUUGGAAGAGGGAGGGUACUAUGAGAGAGGAGUUAUUUAUUUAUGGAACAGCGUGGAGGAAACAUGUUAGCGGAGGCCUAUGUUUUUCCUGGACUGGAGCAGGCAGCCACUAAUAUUGUACGUUGGAUAUGGAAGUGAGAAUGGACAUGCUACAGGAAGAGAAUCAUGUUACAGUGAUUCGAGCUACGCAAGGCAAAAGCCUCAGGCGACUGAAAUCGAUUGUUACCUGCUGUGUCUUGGGACUCUGCAUCCUGGCUGUCUUUAUAGUUUAUCUGAUGGUUCAAGGGUUCAUGCUGUACCAAGAACUAAAGGGGAUCUGUCAGGCUUCAGAUAAUGCUGCAGUUCAUUCGCUCACAUUCAAAGACAUGGAAUCUGGUAAUUAUAUGGAAAAGCCCCGUGCUCAUCUAACAGGUAAAAGGCAACUCAACUAUGUUCCAAAAGUCCAAGCUCUACAUUGGGAGAAUCGCCAUGGUCUGGCCUUCACCAAAUACGGAAUGAAUUAUACCAAUCGGAGUCUUGAGAUUCCUAAAACAGGGUUUUACUUUGUCUAUUCUCAAGUGACUUUCCGUUUGACCGCAAAUACUGCAGAAAAAAGAACAGAACACGUGUCACUGACCAUCAAAAAAAUAACAUCCAAGUAUCCAGAACCUGAGGAACUUAUCAGUGGAACCAAGAACGUCAAUGAAAGGGAAAGUGAAGGAUACAGACCAAUUUAUUUGGGAGCAUUACUGCUUCUGGAAGAAAAAGACCAACUGAUUGUUGAAGUCAGUGAUAUACAAAUGGUGGAUGUCACAGUUGAACACAAGACUUUCUUUGGUGCUUUUAUGUUAUGACCAAAGCAAGUAUUGGUUUACUAUGAUUAAUGAAUGCCUGAAGUCCUUUUCAUUCUGUAAAUUAGAGGAUACUUUCUGUUUUAUUCCUUUUGGGGGAACUAAAGCAACUUACUACUACCAGCAGUUUUAUGCAAUAUUUCCCCUGCUCAAUUGCUUUAUUACCUUCCUGGUUUCCCACCGUCCUCUGCUGUCCCACUGUAUCAGAUUGCAAAGUGCAAGUGCACCUGUACCCAUAACUUAUGUGGCCAUCAGUAGAAGCACAGCAGCCUUAUGCUAUACAUUAUGCUACAGUAUAUAUAAAUGCUAAAAAUCCAUGAAAAGUUAUUUAGGGACUUUCCCUUUAAUAAGCAUAAAGAUUAUCUUCAAGGCGACCUAUUUAAACAAUGUCAUGAUUCACAGCUUCCAGCUUUACUUGCAAUGGACUCACUUCAGUACAAUUACCAUCAAAAUGAUUAUGGCAGGCUUCCUGUACUCAUAAAAAAACAGUUAUUUUGUUAGCUUAAAGGAGAACUGCAGCUUAACUAAAGAAGUAGGCUAGAAAUGUUGUACCGUAUAUACUCGUGUAUAAGCUGAGUUUUUCAGCACCGAAAAUGUGCUGAAAAAAUUGACCUCGGCUUAUACGCGGGUAACCUCUUUUAGAUGAAAUACGGUAGAAGGCAGAAGACUUCGCAUCGCAUUGAAAAGAACAAUGGCGGAAGCCCAGCGUGAAGAGCUACACGCAGCGCACCGAGGGGGAAUUCAAAAAAGACGCGCUAUCCUCCUACCCUAGCUGAAGCCGGGCGGCCGGCACAGGAUGGAGAGUAACAUCACCGGCCCCCAGCAUCUCCCGCGUUCUGGGCCCCUGCACACUUCGGAGGUAAAGUGAAGUGGCCUGCCGUACCUUCCGGGUUCAUGCGCAUUUUGAGGUAAAGUCAAGUGGCCUGCCGCGCACGCUCUCUCUCUCUCUCUUUCACUAAAACUUGUUAUUGAAUAUUUGUUUGCUGCAAAAAUGAAUGUUUACCGUACUUUGGCCAAUGUUUACCGUAUGUCUGCUGUGGUGCAAAGAUGCAUUGUGCCUGGCUACCCACCCAUCCACUCAUGUUACCCACCCAUCCACUCAUGCUACCCACCCAUUCUCUCAUGCCACCCACCCACCCACAUACCUAUUCACUCGUGCCACCCAUUCACUUAUUGUGUGGGGAGUGUGUGUAUAUAGUGUAUGAUGGUGUGGGUAGAGAGUUUGUGUGUGU
Xenopus laevis (African clawed frog) is the source of this 2148-nucleotide messenger RNA. It is a transcript of the gene tnfsf15.S, whose product is annotated as TNF superfamily member 15 S homeolog. Gene Ontology annotation, molecular function: cytokine activity; tumor necrosis factor receptor binding. The transcript is spliced from 4 exons. The coding region runs from base 215 to 919 and encodes 234 amino acids. Gene Ontology annotation, cellular component: membrane; extracellular region. Gene Ontology annotation, biological process: immune response. Lineage: Eukaryota; Metazoa; Chordata; Amphibia; Anura; Pipidae. The record is from RefSeq and is a predicted model, not a curated record.